AUGGGUUACCCUUACUACUCUCCACCACCACCUUCACCUACUCUACCAUGCCCUCCACGACCACCACCUCCUCCUCCGCCAGUACACCCUUCGGAGCCAUACCCACCAAAAGCUUCACCACCAAAGCCGUACCCACCAAAAGCAUCGCCACCAAAGCCUAGCCAACCUCCAGUACACCCUCCGAAGCCAUACCCACCAAAAGCAUACCCGCCAAAAGCAUCACCGCCAAAGACUGGUAGUCAACCUCCUGUAGUGCAAACCCCAAAGCCAUACCCUCCCAAAUCAUCACCACCAAAAGGCAGUCACCCACCAAACACGGCGCCACCAAAACCCGCAUACCCACCAAAACCACCAAAGGGCGCGACACCACCUGCAUUCCCUCCUGGUUAUUACGGUCCACCGACUUAUUACGGCAGCCCUCCUCCUCCUAAUGCGGUACCACCCUCAUUCGAAAUCGUUGCACCGCCUCCGGGGAAAAACCACACCACCGUUAUCGCGGUGUGCGUUUCCCUGGGUGGUGCAUUCUUCCUUGCAUUCCUCUUGGUCGGUCUCUUUUGUUUUGCUAAGAAGAAAAAGAAGAAAGUGAUGAUUCCCGCACCUGUUCCUUGUGUUGAGGAAGAAGAAGAACAUGUCCAAGUUGCGGUAGUUAGAGGAGGACGAUAUGGUGCUGAGCCAACUCCAGUCGAAGUUCCCGUAGAGCAACAUGGAUAUGGUGGUGGUGGUGGUGCAGCUGACAUCAGACCUUCUUAUGCUCCUCCUGGUCAUCAUCCAAGUUACUAA
Molecule: messenger RNA, 780 nt
Organism: Pyrus x bretschneideri (Chinese white pear)
Lineage: Eukaryota; Viridiplantae; Streptophyta; Magnoliopsida; Rosales; Rosaceae
Product: pollen-specific leucine-rich repeat extensin-like protein 3
Exons: 1
Coding region: 1-780 (259 amino acids)
Biological process (GO): plant-type secondary cell wall biogenesis
Source: RefSeq, a predicted model, not a curated record